This is a messenger RNA of Stegastes partitus (bicolor damselfish), 336 nucleotides long. It is a transcript of the gene vstm2la, whose product is annotated as V-set and transmembrane domain containing 2 like a. Lineage: Eukaryota; Metazoa; Chordata; Actinopteri; Pomacentridae. The transcript is spliced from 3 exons. Gene Ontology annotation, cellular component: membrane. The record is from RefSeq and is a predicted model, not a curated record. The annotation marks the transcript as partial.
AUGGGAGCGUUCAGGCUGCUGCUGCUGGGGACUUUACAUUACCUGGGACUCUACCUGCAACUUAGUGUCUCCACGAGGCAACCUGGACACGGCGAGACGGAGAACCACGUCUCUGGGAACGCUAUGUUCACUGAGGUGCCUCACGAUAUGACCGCCCAGAGAGGUCAGGACGUGGAGAUGGCCUGUUCCUUCAGAGGGGCGGGAACACCGUCCUACUCGCUGGAGAUCCAGUGGUGGUACAUCAGGAACCAUCUGGACUGGACAGACCGGCAGCCCUGGACGACUAAUGAAGUGGCUCCUGAGGAGGAGAUGCCAAAGGAUGCUACAAAGAUAAGU